Molecule: messenger RNA, 4818 nt
Organism: Liolophura sinensis
Lineage: Eukaryota; Metazoa; Mollusca; Polyplacophora; Chitonida; Chitonidae
Product: thrombospondin type-1 domain-containing protein 4-like
Exons: 16
Coding region: 774-3779 (1001 amino acids)
Biological process (GO): extracellular matrix organization; proteolysis
Cellular component (GO): extracellular matrix
Molecular function (GO): metalloendopeptidase activity
Source: RefSeq, a predicted model, not a curated record
AUCUGAGGGAAGUUAAGUCUUCCUUUGCUGCUUUGUUUUUUUACAGAUCACAGAAGAAAUAUAUGUAACAUAAACAACUGAGACGGAGUUUCUAAUCUCACCGUAAUAUAUUUAAACCGUGAACGUUCGUUUCGGCGACCUGGUGGCCGAGGACCAUACGGUGUUCACAGUACACUCUAGACCGAUGUGAUCGGCGCGGCAAGGAAACAGUGAUUUUAUUGAGUAAGGCUCUAUGGACGAAGGGUCACGAGAGUUGUUGUUCGUUAGCGAACCUGCCCUUGGGGUGAAACGAGCUGGGCGGGGAAAGAGGGCAAGUGGUGAAGUGUCUGAAGUAAGGUAGUGUUUUCCGAGUCUCUCCGGCGGGCUGUCGCGUGUAGCGGUGUAAGGGUAAAAUCUGAGGGACUAUCCCCGGCAUACCAUGGCCGGCUGAAUUACACCCUUACAACAGUUUAUCACUAGAGUCGUGGAGCCACGUGCCUCACAGAAAAACACAUAGACCCUUCCAUGUACAAAUGACUGAUCACUGAUCAGUCAGAAAAACGAAAUGACGACGACUUUCCAGCUUUAUUAGAUUUUACUGCCAUUGAAGUGAUUUGGACAAGUGUCGGCAGUGUGCAUUAGAAUUCCAUGAAAUGAAACAAGGCGAGAUUGUGAUUGGAGAUUACGGAAUGAUGUUGUGACGAGUAUUCACUGCUUACAAUCACUGCAGUACUCAGCCUUGUUAACGUGCAAAAGAAUAACAUUUCAGGCGGCUAUUCACUUCAGGGCUGAACAUGGAGAAUUUACGGGUAACACUGAUUCGAUUUCUUAUCUGUCAUCUGUUUCUCUUGGCGGAACCACGUGACCAGGCGGACACGACCAGUGGACAUCGGCCGGAAUGGGAUAGCUGGUCAAACUGGGGCACCUGGUCCUCGUGCUCACAGCCAUGUGGCCAGGGACUGUCCGCACGCUCCAGACGGUGUCAGACAUCACACAGGACAACUUUAAAUCAUAUAGGAAAUUGCCACGGGUCAUACCAGCAAUAUAAAAUCUGCGAAGGAAAGAAAUGUCCAAAUGGUGUCCUAGAUUACAGAACAGAGCAGUGUGCCAAAUAUAACCAUAAAACAUACAUUGGCCGGCGGUACGACUGGGUGCCGUUUAUCAACCCGCGCAACCAAUGUGAGUUGUCCUGUCUGGCCAGAGGGUAUAAAUUCUAUGCCAAGUUUGCCCCCAUGGUGCCGGAUGGAACUCCAUGUGACGUGGGCAUCCAUGAAGGGGCCUGUGUCUCAGGGAAGUGCAAGAGAGUUGGCUGUGAUGGGAUCGUGGGCUCAUCAGCAGCUAAUGACCAGUGUGGAGUUUGUCAGGGAGAUAACUCCACAUGUCGUAUCAUCUCUGGGAUUUUCAUGAGACCCCACCUGAAGUAUGGCUACAACACCAUCAGUAAAAUCCCUGGUGGGUCGUGUAACAUCAACAUUACAGAAGCCAGACCUAGCCGUAACUACCUCGCCUUGCAGAAAUUUGGGGGUGAGUACAUUUUCAAUGGAAAUUGGAGACCGUCCCCUUCUGGUCAGUACAAAGCCAUAGGCACCACCUUUACCUAUUCGAGACUGCGCACCCACCUUUGCCCAGGGCAGUGUAUCUUUGCUCAUGGUCCCACAAACAGAACUGUGGACUUACAGCUUCUGGCUUACCAGAAGAACCCGGGCAUCCAUUAUAGCUUUACAGUGCCGCUAGGCAUGGUAGACAAAGUCAUGGCAGAUAUGUUGUCUAUCUCAAGAACAGAGAAAUCGAACCCCAGAAGAAACCAGGCAGGUUUCCAACAACAGCAACACAGUAGACGACAUCACCAUGGUAACCAUAGGAAAGGUCAUAGGAGACACCAGGAAGGUCAGACAGCAGAGCCAGUCAGGACACCUCAGAUUCAACAGUUGUCUGCCCCAGAGAAGAUCGAUUCCCACCCCCAGUCUCAGCACUCACCAAGUUAUGGGUCACAGGCUCUCCAUCUGGCGGGUUCCACCACAUACCGACAUCAUUCGGGUCGUCAAUCUAAUCAACAUCAGUCUGGUGAUCCUUCAGGUCACUCUAAAUAUGCCAGCCACAGCCACAACACAUACUUGCCAGCAUCUACAGGAGCAAGGCAUCAUCAAUCAAGUGGCAUAAGGCAUGCCCUUGGCAAUACUAGGCGCUUCGAAGGUGGCAACAGACACUCUUCAGGUAGCAACAGGCAUUCGGUGUUUGGCAAUAGACACUCCACUUUUGCCCACAGUCACUCUGGAGGCUCCACACAUAGGACAUCGAGCCAGGCGUAUCAAGGGUCUGAUGUGCGUGCAUUGCAAUACGGCCGGCAGCCUCAUUAUAUCCCACCAUAUCAAACACAUCAACAACGACUCGCCCACAGACAUGAUAAUAGGGGUUUGAUUCCAGGACGCUACCAACCCCUACGGUACAUACCCCCGCAAUCACCAGGCAGGCAGGCCCUUAAGAUCAACAACUACCCUUCACAAAGUUCUUCAUCAGACACAAACAAUGUGUCUCAGCCAGGAGCAAAAUCCAAAGGGCAGCCGUUCAUAGAUGAUGCCCUCAACCCUCAAUCAUCUGCUGGUGCCCGCAUUGAGUACACCUGGAAGAUUGCUGGAUUUAAGCAGUGUACAGCAUCAUGUGCUGGAGGAACACAAGAGACAAAUGUAGUGUGCGUGAAGGGGCAGUCUGAGGCAGUGGUGACUGAUGAGAACUGUGUGGGCAAAAGCAGACCUCCAUCCAACAUUGUUGUCUGUAACAGUCAGCCCUGCCCCCCACAAUGGUUGGCUAAGGGAUGGGGGCCAUGUAGCACCACCUGUGGAGAGGGCUCCAGAACUCGCCUAGUUGAGUGCCGUAAGAAAAUCUCCUCCACUCUGUCUGUCAGUGUAUCAGCAGACCUGUGCCUUGACCAGACUAGGCCAGUCUCCUAUGGUCAGUGUAACAAUAAACCAUGCUCCUCCUGGAAGACAGAAAACUGGUCCAAGUGCUCCACUAACUGUGGCCUAGGACAACGCACAAGGGAGGUAACUUGUGUAGGAGCUACUGAGGAGAAGCUGCCGGUAGCCCAUUGUCAAGAUGCCAAGCCUCCAUCUGAAGAAGUCUGUGACAUGGGGUCUUGUGCCAAGGACUGGUUUUAUACUCGCUGGUCCAAACAAUGUUCUUCAGAGUGUGGAGAAGGCUUCCAUGAGAGGAAGGUGUUCUGUUCAGCUGAUGAUGGCUCCAACCUGCCAGAGAGCCGAUGUCCCGGCCACAAGCCACGCAGCAAGAAGCACUGCAAACAGAAGAAGCCUUGCGGUGGGCUAUGGUUUGCUGGACCCUGGACUGGUUGUUCAGCCACCUGUGGUAUUGCUAUGCGGACGCGUGAUGUGGUCUGUAUGAAGAGGAUCAGCUCGACUCUCCUAUCUCCGGUGAAGAACGUCAACUGCCUGGCUGAGGACAGGCCCAUAUCAGAGGAGCCGUGUGGGGAUCUGGGUCCUUGUUCCCCAGAAUGGUUCAUGACAGACUGGGGAGAGUGCUCAGUGAGCUGUGGGACAGGUGUGAGGACACGUGAACUCAAGUGUCUCUAUCCCAGCUUAAAGGUGAGCGAGCAAUGCCCAGAAAAGGGGCGACCGGCGGAGAGACAGAGCUGUAACAAACAUUCCUGCCACAGGCCACAGCUAGACAAAGAUCCUGGAUGCAGGGACAAGUAUGCCAGCUUCUGUAUCAUGGUUGUUCAGGCUCGACUCUGUAGUUAUGACUAUUACAAAGAAAGGUGCUGCUUAUCGUGCCAGAACCACUCGUAGCAAACAGGGUGACUGGAAACCUUAUAUACCUUCUGUUUUGUGCCUGUUGUAGUUGGUACAAAGACUUUUUGGGGCCGAGGAUGCAUGUGUUCUUGUUACAUGUAGGUGGUACAAAGUCUUUGUGGGGCGGAGGAUGUGUGAAAAUGUUGAUAUUAUUGUUAUAUAGUCUGUCCUCACAUGGUUGUACAUGUAAAGCAUGGCUCACAAAAAGAGACAGUAGGUGUAGUUCACCCCAAGGAUUCUUUUCAAUGCAAGGUAUGAGUACAUUUGGGGUUACCUCAUGGACUAAUCCUUAAAAAUUUGUGAGUGAAAGAAACCAGGGUGUGCAUGCAUGCAGGACACAUGAACUCACUGAUGAGAUUUUCUCAGGGUUGGUUAGGUGUGCAUGCAUGACAAGAUUUCUCAGGGUUGGUUAUGCGUGCAUGCAUGCAGGACACAUGAACUCACUGACAAGAUUUUUUCAGGGUUGGUUAGGUGUGCAUGCAUGCAGGACACAUGAACUCACUGAUGAGAUUUUCUCAGGGUUGGUUAUGUGUGCAUGCAUGCAGGACACAUGAACUCACUGAUGAGAUUUUCUCAGGGUUGGUUAGGUGGGCAUGCAUACAUCUCUCCUGAUCCAGUGUGGCUGAUCCUUCCUGAUCUGGUGUGCCUCUUCCACCUAGAUCCAAUGUGGUUGAUCCACCUAGAUCCAGAGUGGCUGAUCCAUCCUGAUCCAGUGUGCCUGAUCUACCCAGAUCUAAUGAGGCUGGUCCACCCUGAUCCAGUGUGGAUGAUCCUCCCAGAUUCAAUGUGGCUGAUUCUCUCAGAUCCAGUAUGACUGAUCCACCCAGAUCUAAUCAGGCUGGUCCACAAACACUAGAGUCUGGCUGACCCAAACAGAUCUCGUGAGGGUGACCCACCCAGACCUGGUCUGGCUGAUCCACCCAGACCUAGUCUGGCUGAUCCACCCAGACCUAGUCUGGCGGAUCCACCCAAGCCUAGUCUGGCUGAUCCACCCAGACCUAGUGUAGCUGAUCCACCCAGACCUAGUGUAGCUGAU